AUGAAAAUAACAAAAAAAGAAACAUAUAAUAAAAACAAACCAGGCAUCAAUGAAAAUUUGAUUAAUGAAUAUUAUGACAUAAUUCCACACAUGGAAAAUGAAAUUGAAAAUUUAUUAAAAAAAUUUAAUGUUAAAAAAUAUGAUCAUAAAAUAACAACUUUAUUAAUCGAUAUAAUACAAAAUGAAACUCUUAAAAUUUUAUUAAGUUCUAAAAAAAUUCAAAAAAAAGCAAAGAAAAAUGACAAACUUGAUUUUGAUCAAAAAAACCAAGACAAUAAUGAUAAUAAUAAUGAUAAUAAUAAUAAUACCACUUCUCAAGAAAUUGAAAAAAAAGAAACAAUUGGUGAUUCACUUAUUCAUCCAAAUGAUGAUUCACUUACUCAUCCAAAUAAUGAUCCAAAUUAUACUUCCAAAACAAAUUCUUUUGAUCAAAAAAAUGAAGGAUCUCAAAAUUCUCCAAAUAUUGACAGUCUUAUACAAUCUGAAAAUGUAGAAAGUACUUCCAAAAAUGGCCAAAGUAAGGAAAAUGAAACGGAGAAAAAUUCUGAAGAGAUCCAGCCCAAGGAAGAAGAAAAAAACGACAGCUUAUUUAAAAAAAUUUCUAGCUUUUUUUCAAAAAACGAUAACGAAGAAGAAAAAAAAGAUCUUUCUAAAGAUACAAAAUUAAACACUGAUAAUAGUAGUAUACAAAAUGAAAAAGAAAACCUAGUAAAUGAUACGAUACAAUUAAAUGACCCAAAAAGUUACGAAAAAAAUGAUGAACAAUCUAACAUUAACAUAUUAACCAAUAAUGACAAAACUGGUGAUGCCCAAGAAAUGGAAACAGCACAAGAUAACUCAAACAAUAAUAAUAAAAAAAGUAAUCCUACUGACAUUAAUAAUGGCAAUAAUAAUGACAACAAUAAUGGCAAUAACAAUAAAAUAGAAAGUACUGGAAAUAUUGAAAAUACUGGAAAUAUUGAAAAUACUGGAAAUACUGGAAAUACUGGAAAUAUUGAAAAUGCUGAAAAUACUGAAAAUGCUGAAAAUACUGAAAAUGCUGAAAAUAUAAAUGAAAAAAAUAAUCCAUCUGAAGAAAAAUUAGAUAAAAUCAAUUAUGAUGGAAAAGAACAUGCCAACAAAAGUGAUGAAAAUAAAAAAAGUAACAAUAAUGUUAAUGAUCAAGAAGAAAGAGAAGAAGAAGAUUCUCUCAUAAUUGAUGAAGAAAGUGUAAAUCAAGCAAUAAGAGAAUAUGCACUAAAAUAUAUAUACAGAAAAAAAAAUGUUGACUUUGUAUAUGAUGAUCCAACAUAUGAACAAAAAGAUAUAAAUAAUGUAUUUGUUGAUAGAAACAUAAAAUAUCCAAUGGGAUUUCCUCCACAUCUUCCUGAUGAUUGCUCUAUUAAUACUAUACUUCCCUCUUGGAAUAUUCAAUAUAAUUUUACAAAAAAAAAUAAAAGCAAUCAAAAUAGACAAUAA
Messenger RNA from Plasmodium yoelii, 1458 nucleotides. RefSeq lists its product as uncharacterized. The coding region runs from base 1 to 1458 and encodes 485 amino acids. NCBI's taxonomy places the organism in Eukaryota, Apicomplexa, Aconoidasida, Haemosporida, Plasmodiidae. The transcript has a single exon. The record is from RefSeq and is a predicted model, not a curated record.